AUGGGACACUGCAAAGCCAAGUGCCCCGACAUCGAGCGCAAGAAUCGUGGCCAGCAAGGCUCUAUAACAGAUAAACGCCCCUCCCUUCCCUCCUCGUUGGCAAAUCCUGGGGCGAAGGCUACCGACACAGCUUCCUCCCCACCUACAACCCUUCGUGCAUCUAUGCCACCUUCAAGACGCGUGGAGGCUCCCCCAACCAAGUUCGACCCCGAGGCCACCCUUCCUCCUUCGAGUACCCAGGAACCUCCAAUGAAUUCCUGGGAAGUAGUCCCAAAUGUUGUCUUCCCGAACCUUCACCGUGCAAUUUGUCAGUUAGCUUCUCGUCUAGCCAUCGACCCCGAUGUCUAUCUACAACAGCUCCCAUACCACUCUAUGAUCACAGGUCAUGGUGGUCCACAGAGGGUCGCCGAGAUGUUGCUGGAAUGGAUAGAUCCUCAUAUUAGGGCGCUUGAGGGCAGAGUUCUCCGGGCCGAAGAUCUCCAGGCGCGUCAGAACAAUCUCUGGAGUCCAAAUGGAGGCUACGUGGACAUCGUCACCGACUUGAGAAACAACGAAUACUGGCGUGCCUACCCGGGUCAGUCUAAGGAUCCAGCAGGUCGAAUUAAAACCCACAAUCCGGCAAUCCUGCGCGGAUCCAGAAGCACACUACACCAUCAUGUCAUUGCUCAGGGACAAGGGUACCGAGCGGCGAACUGCUCAAGCUCUGACAGCUAUCUACCAUCUCUCGAGCCGUGGCUCUCAAUGUGCUAG
Messenger RNA from Aspergillus melleus, 750 nucleotides. RefSeq lists its product as uncharacterized. The coding region runs from base 1 to 750 and encodes 249 amino acids. The record is from RefSeq and is a predicted model, not a curated record. The transcript has 3 exons. Lineage: Eukaryota; Fungi; Ascomycota; Eurotiomycetes; Eurotiales; Aspergillaceae.